Protopterus annectens (West African lungfish) is the source of this 3989-nucleotide messenger RNA. RefSeq names its product zinc finger protein OZF-like. Lineage: Eukaryota; Metazoa; Chordata; Ceratodontiformes; Protopteridae. The coding region runs from base 118 to 1650 and encodes 510 amino acids. Gene Ontology annotation, molecular function: DNA-binding transcription repressor activity, RNA polymerase II-specific. Gene Ontology annotation, biological process: negative regulation of transcription by RNA polymerase II. The record is from RefSeq and is a predicted model, not a curated record. The transcript has 4 exons.
AUAGGAAGUUGCCAAAAGACUCAUUUUUGGUGCUGGCCUUUUGUUCUUGUGGAUCUGAUUUCUGUACCCAACAUCUGCUUGUGUUUGUGAAGUGUGCAUUCUGUGAUCUUGAAGUGUAUGACAAACAGAAGCAUGAAGUUGGAGGUGCCAGAUGCAUUUGAAGAUGUUGCUGUUGAUUUUUCAAGGGAAGAGUGGAAGAUGUUGAGCAACCAGGACAAAGAGCUGCACAGGGAAGUGAUGGUACAGAACUAUGAGCACAUGGUGUCAGUAGGGUUCAACAUCCCAAUGGAACAACUGCUCCUACUGAUUGAAAAACAAGAGGAACUCGUACCUGAUUCUCUGGAAGGAGCAGUGACCCUGCCCCAGAAGAACAGUUGUGAUGAACCCUCUAGCAUCUGCAGGGGCACACAGUGUAAUAAGACUCCAUAUCAGAUGGUAUUAAAGAAGGAACCUCUGAAUUCUGAAUGUGUCAAGAACUUCGCAGGUCAGAUGUCUGCUACAAGAGAUGAAUUAAUUCAGACUGGAAAUGAACUCCAUGAAUACAUGGAAUAUGAUAAGAGUUUUAAGCAGGAGAAUGAAUUAAAAAUGCAUUUGCAAACUCAUGAAAUGGAGGUAUUAUACAAAGCUGACUGUAAAGAGGGUUUGGUAUUGCCUGAUAACUUUGUAACAUACUCUCAGAGUCAUAAUGAGGGUAGAGUUAUGAAUGAGAUCAUUACACAAAACAUCAUUAAAAAUCCUAAAAUAUUUGAUGAAAUUAAACAGGAGCAUGAAGACAAAGACAGCCUGACAAUAGAGAUAAAGAACUUUAAAUGUGAAUUUGACGAAAGUUUUACAGAGGAACCUUACCUUGCUGACAUUCAGAAAAUCAAAAUUGGGGAGAAAUCGCACACAUACGACAGUAAUUUUUCAUGGAGGUACCAGCUAACAUCCCAUAAUAAAACCCACACUGGGGAAAAGCUGUAUAAAUGUACAACAUGCGAUAGGAGUUUUCAGUGGAAGAGUACCCUUGUAGCCCACGAGAAAGUCCACACCGGAGAAAAACCAUAUGUAUGUGCAACAUGCGGCAAGAGUUACACAUUGAAGGGGAGCCUUGCAUACCAUGAGAAAACGCACACUGGGGAGAAGCCAUACAAAUGUUCAACGUGUGACAAAAGUUUUAUAAUGAAAUGCCAUCUCAUAGCACAUGAACAAACCCAUACUGGGAAGAGGCCAUUUCAGUGUGCAAAGUGUAGCAAGUUUUUUAAAAAGAAGGGCUCACUCACAGACCAUGAAAAGAUCCACACUGGGGAGAAGCCAUUUAAAUGUACCAUGUGUGACAAGAGUUUUAUGUGGAAGUGUGAACUCACAUACCACGAGAAAAACCACACUGGUGACAGACCAUAUAAAUGUGGAAUAUGUGACAAGACUUUUAAAAAGAAGUACCACCUUACAUGCCACGAGGGUAGUCACACCGGUGAGAAGCCAUUCAAAUGCUCAUUAUGUAACAAGAGUUUUAUGCGGAAGUGGAACCUCUCACACCACAUGAAAGGUCACAUGGGUGUAAAGCCAUAUAAAUGUGCAUUUUGUGACAAGAGUUUUAUGUGGAGGAGGCACAUGGCACAUCAUGAAAAACUCCACACUGCAGAGAUUCAAACAGUAGUGAUCUCAUGAAGUUUAACUGUGCCCUGACUUAGAAACGGUGUGCAUUCCUGUCAUGGUAAUAAAAUCCUUUACAUGUGGAGAAUUAAAAAAGGAAAAAUGUGAUUAGUACAUUAAGGACACUAACAAAGUUCCAGUAGUUCUGGGAGCGACCUGAAUAAUAACAGCAAAGGCCAAACUUAAUUAACCGGGUUACCAGUAGAGGUAACCCCAUAUAAUUUACACAAGAAUGCAGAUGUGUUUCACUGCAGAUGCACAGAGCAACUCUCAUGACAAUUAUCUGACUGAAGUGAUACUGAGUUCAUGAACCUCCUGGCACAGUAUUAAAAACAUUUAAAAACUUAAACCUGGGUAUCCCUUUAGGUGUCGAGAUGAAGUGAUAAAAUCAGUGUGAAAAGAAAGGAUAAUGUAGGAGGCACUGAAUGUAUCCUUAGGCCUUGGUCGGCACCUUUACAUGAGCACCCUCUUGUUUACAAAAUCUCCCCAAAGCAGAAGUAAUAUAUAAAUUGUCAUAUGUGUCAUGGAAAGAAAUAAAAUAAAAUAAAAAUGGUGGGUAGGCCCACAGAUCCCACAAUUAUAAAGUGCCCAAAGCUGCAGAUGCACAUGUGGACAUGGCUGGCAAUACGAUAGUGCAAAAUUCUCAAUACUUGAUGAAAAAGCCCAUCAACAUGUAAGAACUUGUUAUUAGAAACCCCACUGUGACAGAAGAAAAACAGUCCAUAAACAUUUUAAAAACUAUCUGGACAAACAUGAGUCUUUAAACAGUUACGAAAAAAGGAUAAAAAAAAUAAUGGGGAUAAAAAAAAAUAAUGGGUCGUUGAUGUUUUUAAAUUGUCUGAGCAUUCCCUGAGGAGUUACAAAAAUGGUACAAAGUAAAACAAACAACAGCAGUGAAAAAUCUAAAUGUUAACAGAUGCUGAUGUAAAACCCGUAAUACAGCAAAUUAAAAGAACACAGCAUAUGGGUAAAGAAACAUGGGCCAUCUACAGAAAGCUGCAGCAGAGGAAAUAGUACAGGAGAAAGAAGAAAUACUAGCAGUAAAAAAAGACGUUAUUGAGAAAAAUUAUUUUUAUGGUGCUGUUUAUGUAGAAAAGCAAGUCAUACUACAAACAGAUAUGACUGGAGCAACUUCAGAUAUAUUUUAAGAUAUAUGUAAAGGUAGAAACAUCUAGUCAUUUAAAGUAAUACAAGGAAGUCAGUAACCAAAUGAAGUAGACACUGAAAAUAAAGCAAUUUAGUAGUCUAAAUAGACCAGAGGUGCUAGACCAAUUAAGAAGAGAUAGAGCUGAAACUGAAACCCCCCCCCCAUUAAAGAAUAAAUGCAAUGAUGUGAAAUAAAACAGUUUGUUAGUACAAGAUAUGCUUUACAAAGUAAGAGUUUUGAGUCUUCUCAGAAGAUGCAUUUCAAUGCCCAGAUACGAUUAUCCAAAGGGAGAAAGGACUAGAAACACAAAUCAUAGAAGAAAUGACCAACAAAGACGCGAUUAGUCUAUUGUUUAUAGGUAAUUACUAAACUAAUGACCCGGGGGGGGGGGUCUUUUCAAGUUUUGUCAUGGGGGUGAAAUCAAACUCUGUACCUUGUGUUUGUAACACUUUAACCAUCAGUCUAACCCCCAACCCCUUUCGUCAACCCCAAACCCUUCUGACAGAAUUCUAAUGGAGAUGGACAGAUACACCUCAAAACAUGUGUAUAGCAUAUAUUACCAGAAAAUCAAUAAAACAAAUGCAUAUGAUAACUAUAACUGUUAGGAAAGGGUCAUACAUCAAAAAAGCUGUUAAAAGGAUGAUCUAGUAAUGAGAAUUACUAGGAGUUUAUAUCAAUAAAAAGAAGUAGAAUUUGACAAAGGAAACUCGCACACAGGAGACACAUGCAAAAUGAUUGCAAGACGUAUGCUCUCAUAAUAUAGGAAAGGGAACAGAGACUAAAAAACUCGGGAUAUUCCGAUAUUACAAAGAAAAGAAAGAGUUUAGAGUGAUUCCAAAUACUCCUUUAUGUAACAGAAUGAAUCAAAGUUAAUAGUGAAAAUCAAGUCCAGUAAGGUUCAAGUUGUAUUAAAAUGCUCUAAUGGAGACCUGCAAAAAGGGCUAGAUUGGCAGUAUAACAGUCAAAGAUCGUAGAAAAGCACUUGACUUCAUUCCACAAGAUAUAUAAUGUGCACUAUGUAUAAGUAAACUGCAUUGCAUUUACUAUGAAAAAGUAAAACAUCUUUGUACGAUUAAUACAUAAAGGGACUACUGCCAUUUCAGGUAUACAAAUUCAACAUGGGAUCUUCUAUAUUAUUCUUUAUCAUGUUGUUGCAUUGUUUUCUGUUCAGUCAAUUAUGUUUUUAUUUAAUAUAUUAAGCUAUAGA